Molecule: messenger RNA, 2406 nt
Organism: Malassezia japonica
Lineage: Eukaryota; Fungi; Basidiomycota; Malasseziomycetes; Malasseziales; Malasseziaceae
Gene: ACO1
Product: aconitate hydratase
Exons: 1
Coding region: 1-2406 (801 amino acids)
Biological process (GO): tricarboxylic acid cycle
Cellular component (GO): mitochondrion; cytosol
Molecular function (GO): 4 iron, 4 sulfur cluster binding; aconitate hydratase activity
Source: RefSeq, a predicted model, not a curated record
AUGCUGUCGACCCGCGCGAUGCGCUCCCCCGCCCUCCGCACGGCUGCCCUCAGGGUGAAUCGUGCGGCGGCCACCCGUGGUUUCGCCACUGUUGCUGAAGAUGCUCCUAACCUGAACGUCGAGGACCUCAAGAAGAAGGUCGAGAUGAGCGUCAUCGAGUCCGGCAAGGGCUACUACCUCCCUUACGAGAAGCUCGAGAAGAACCUCGAGGUCGUCCGCGAGCGCCUCAAGCGCCCCAUGACCAUGUCGGAAAAGAUCGUCUACGGUCAUCUGGACGACCCGCACACCCAGGACAUUGAGCGUGGCGUUUCGUACCUGCGCCUUCGCCCUGACCGUGUUGCCUGCCAGGACGCCACCGCCCAGAUGGCCCUGCUCCAGUUCAUGUCGGCUGGUCUGCCCCACGUCGCUGUGCCCACCACUGUGCACUGUGACCACCUUAUCGCUGCCAGCACCGGUGGUGUUGAGGACCUGGCUCGCGCCAAGGACGUGAACAAGGAGGUGUACGACUUCCUUGCCACCUGCACUGCCAAGUACGGUAUUGGCUUCUGGAAGCCCGGCUCGGGUAUCAUUCACCAGAUCAUCAUUGAGAACUACGCCUUCCCCGGUGGUCUGAUGAUCGGUACUGACUCGCACACCCCCAACGCUGGUGGUCUUAACAUGAUUGCCUGCGGUGUUGGUGGUGCCGAUGCUGUCGAUGUUAUGGCUGACAUUCCCUGGGAGCUCAAGUGCCCCAAGGUCAUUGGUGUUGAGCUCAAGGGUAAGCUCUCGGGCUGGACUUCGCCCAAGGACGUUAUCCUGAGGGUCGCUGGUGAGCUCACCGUGAAGGGUGGUACCGGUGCCAUUGUCGAGUACAAGGGCCCUGGUGUCUCUUCGCUCUCCGCCACUGGUAUGGGUACUAUCUGCAACAUGGGUGCUGAGAUUGGUGCCACCACCUCGGUUUUCCCCUUCAACGACCGCCAGGCCAAGUACCUCGAGGCCACUGGCCGUAAGUCGAUUGCCGACCAGGCUGCCAAGUACCAGGCCAACCUGCUGCCCGACCGUGACGCUGAGUACGACCGCCACCUCGAGAUCGACCUUGACGAGCUCGAGCCCUACAUCAACGGUCCCUUCACCCCCGACCUUGCCACUCCCCUGUCCAAGUUCAAGGAGGCUGUCAAGGAGAACGGCUGGCCCGAGGAGCUGCGCGUUGCCCUUAUCGGCUCGUGCACCAACUCGUCGUACGAGGACAUGUCGCGUUCGGCUUCGAUCGCCCAGGAGGCCCUUGACCACGGUGUGAAGGCCAAGUCGGGCUUCACCGUUACCCCCGGUUCGGAGCAGAUCCGUGCCACCAUCGAGCGUGACGGCCAGAUGGAGACCCUCACUGAGGCCGGCGGUAUGGUUCUUGCCAACGCCUGCGGUCCCUGCAUUGGUCAGUGGCACCGUACCGACGUGAAGAAGGGUGAGAAGAACUCGAUUAUCACGUCGUACAACCGUAACUUCAGCGGCCGUAACGACGCCAACUUUGCCACCCACGCCUUUGUUGCCUCGCCCGACCUGGUUACUGCCAUGGCCUUUGCUGGUGACCUGACCUUCAACCCCGUUACCGACUCGCUCACUGGCGCUGACGGCAAGGAGUUCAAGUUCAGCGACCCGAGCGGCCACGAGAUCCCUGCCACGGGCUACGACCCCGGUGAGAACACCUUCCAGGCUCCUCCGGAGGAUGGCUCGAAUGUCGAGGUCAUUGUCAGGCCCGACUCGGAGCGUCUCCAGUUCCUGGAGCCUUUCAAGAAGUGGGACGGCAAGAACCCCACUGAUAUGCCUGUUCUGAUCAAGGUGAAGGGCAAGUGCACCACGGACCACAUCUCGGCCGGUGGUCCCUGGCUCAAGUACCGUGGCCACCUGCAGAACAUCUCGAACAACUGUCUGAUUGGUGCCACCAACAUUGCCAACGACGAGACCAACAACGUCCAGAACUACUACACCGGCGAGUGGGGUGCGGUUCCCGCCACUGCCAUCUCGUACCGUGACGACGGCCACCCCUGGGUUGUGAUUGGUGAUGACAACUACGGUGAGGGUUCGUCGCGUGAGCACGCUGCCCUGGAGCCCCGCUACCUCGGUGGCUACGCCAUCAUCACCCGCUCGUUCGCCCGUAUCCACGAGACCAACUGCAAGAAGCAGGGUCUGCUGCCCCUGACCUUCCAGGAGUCCAAGGACUACGACCUGGUUCGCCCCGACGACCUCGUCGACCUUGAGGGUGUGACUGAGCUUGCCCCUGGCAGCGUCGUCACCCUGGUUGCUAAGCACAAGGACGGCUCUGUGGACAAGAUUCCCCUGGUUCACUCGUUCAACGAGAACCAGAUCGAGUGGUUCAAGGCCGGCAGUGCCCUCAACCUGAUGGCUGCCAAGGCUGCCGCCAAGCGCGCUUAA